Miniopterus natalensis is the source of this 1317-nucleotide messenger RNA. The record is from RefSeq and is a predicted model, not a curated record. NCBI's taxonomy places the organism in Eukaryota, Metazoa, Chordata, Mammalia, Chiroptera, Miniopteridae.
AUGCGGGACCGCAGCCCCGAAGCGCCGCAAGGGCCCGGGAUGCGGGACCGCAGCCCGAAGCUCGGGGCCUGCACCGCUGCUGGCCCAGGGCUCUCGGCAGCGAGCCCCGACCUUCGGCCUGGCCUCAAGUCGCCACCUUCCUUGUGCGCGCCGCCUGCUGCGCCCACGCGGGGGCUUGCCAGCUCGCGCCCGGCCCUGCCGCCACCGGGCCCAGGCUGCUCAGCAGAGGUGACGUCGGUUCCCUCGGCAGCCGGCCGGUCGCGGGAGCAGGUGCGGGCCCAGGCGGAAAGACCCGCAGAGACCAACGCCAAUGUGGACAACUCGGCGCCCCCCUCGGUGGCCCAGCUGGCCGGGCGGUUUAGGGAGCAGGCUGCAGCCGCGAAGGAGAUACCAGCCAGUAAACCAGCCAGAAGGAAACCGCCCUGUUCCCUCCCCCUGUUCCCCCCCAAGGUAGAGCUGGGCCAGAACGGAGAGGAGAAAUCACUGCCCAACACGAGCCACCCUCCUAAGGUCAAGGUGAAGAGCUCGCCUCUGAUCGAGAAGCUUCAGGCCAAUUUAGCCUUCCAUCCAGCCGCCCUGCUGCCUGGGGCCUCCCCCAAGAGCCCUGGACUCAAGGCCGCGGUGUCACCAUUUCACAGCCCACCUUCCACUCCCACCAGCCCCGGCGUGCGGCCUCGGGCCAGUGAGCCAGAGGUGGUGCCCAUCAGCUUCGACCAGCCUCCAGAGGGCAGCCACCUGCCCUGUUACAACAAGGUGCGGACGAGGGGCUCCAUAAAAAGGCGCCCCCCCUCGCGGCGGUUCCGGAGGUCGCAGUCGGACUGCGGGGAGCUGGGAGAUUUCAGGGCGGAGGGGUCAUCCCAGGAGAACGGUGCCCGGGACGAAGCCGGGGACGAGGUGUUCCUGCCCAGGAGCAAGGCCCCGGGCUCCCCUCCGCCCGGCGAGGGGGCUGCCGGAAGGGAAGCGGGGGAGGCCCCGGGGGCCCACGAGAAGCCCCCUCUGAGGGAGACGCCCAGCAAGACGGAGAAGCAGGAGGACGCCCCCCAACUGCCCGAGAAGCCUGCGGGGGAUGCUCAGGAGGAGGCCCCCCCGCCGCCCCCAGCCCCCAGCACAGAGGCAGAGGGCCGGUGCGGGAGCCCUGGCGGGGAAAGGCCGGCCGCAGAGCAGAGGGAAGAGCCCGCGCACGAGGAGGGAGCCGGAGGUGAAGGGGAGCCCGCACAGCAGAGCCAAGACUCGAAGCCGCUGGAGGAGGGGGCUGUGGGGCAGGAGGCCCCCCAAAGUCCCCCGGGAGGAGCAGAGAGGAGCCUCGCCCAGGACGAG